Molecule: messenger RNA, 5053 nt
Organism: Nothoprocta perdicaria
Lineage: Eukaryota; Metazoa; Chordata; Aves; Tinamiformes; Tinamidae
Gene: FGD6
Product: FYVE, RhoGEF and PH domain containing 6
Exons: 20
Biological process (GO): regulation of GTPase activity
Cellular component (GO): cytoplasm
Molecular function (GO): metal ion binding; guanyl-nucleotide exchange factor activity
Source: RefSeq, a predicted model, not a curated record
CUAGAAAUUAAGAAGCCACCGGUGGCCCCCAAGCCGAAAUUUGCUAUGGGACAGAAGGCGACACCUCCACCUGUUGCACCAAAGCCUGAUGUUGUUCUUUCUGGUGUUAUACAAGCAACAAGGAAAACUAAGCCAGCAAUUGCACCAAAACCAAAGGUCCUUAAGAGCUCGUCCACUACAGAAGCCAGACCUGCAUCGUCUCUGAGGAGGGGCACAAAAAGCUUGGAGGAGCACAGGGGAUAUUCUACUCAAACACUGGACCACUUGAACUGUAAAAAUGGAGCCUCAGAAGAGAGUACUGAUAACACAGCAUAUAUUCUACCAAUGUCACCUUGCAAAUUUGAAUGCCUUCAUAAGCUUGGAAAUGGGGAGAACACUUGUAAAACUCAGAUAGUUUUUGAACAUUUGGAAAACUUGGAGAACAUCAAAGUAGGUGAACAGACUGCGCUAGCUCUGGGCGAUGGUCACAGUGAAAAACUGGCAAGUAGAAACCAGGUAGUUUUGAAAGCCAGCAUCCUAGAAGAGAAGCUGAAAGAUGCUCCGAGUCAGAGUGUCUUCCCUACCAGCAGUCCUGUGAGACACAAGUGUGCAGACAAACUUAACGGAGGCAAUAGCACCAGUUCCAAGAACAAUGUUAAAAUAGAGCUUAUGGAACUUGUGCAGCCUUCCUCUUCUUUUGAGGAGGCUAAAGGGAAACAACAAAAUACAGACCAUAAGCUCAGCACUGUUGAGUCCGAGAUGUCUGAAACUUGCCCUAGUUUGAGUGAAAAUAACCACAGUUGCUCUUGUUCAUUGGACSAGGGACUCCUAGAAAGCAGGAAUUUAAGUAGCAGUUUUAUGGUUUCAGAAGAAACGAGUAUGAAAGCAGACAUAGAAAAGACUUUGCUUUCUUCUGAAACAUGUUUAGUAGUGAGUCCCAAAAUUGUUCCAAUUCCUAAGCCAAGAAAGCCACGCACUGCAAAUCUAGUCCGUCAGGAUGGCAUAGACACGGUCGGCGAAGGAACAAAGGAACUAUCUAGUUCAGAAAAUGAUUCCUCUGGGCUUUCUGAUCAAAGCUUUAAAAAGCCAGCAAAAAUUAACAUUCUUGAUCAGAGUGUUUCUUACAACAAUAAUACAGAAGUGCUUCCUCCUGAAAAAUCUGAGCUAACUCAAAACGUUGCAGAGAAAAUGGAUCAGGUGAAGGAACGUGCUGACACUGAGGAGUCAACAUCACAAAAUCUUUUGCUUCAGAUGUCACACAAAGCUUCUAGUUCAGAAGAAAACAUUGARUGCUCUUUGGAGAAAGACCUUAACUUAGUUAACUCUGUGGGUAAAACGACAGACGAUGCUAGUACUCUAGAUGCUGUGGAUAAAAGGACUAACUUUAUCAGAUGUGAUGCUUUGUCCAUGAGUUUGCCAAAGCAACUCAAAUUAAGCGGCAGUCAGCAAUCGCCUGCUUCCAGUAGCCUUCAUGUUUCCCCACAAAAAAUGGAAGAUAAAGAAGUUAAGGUAAAGGAUGAAAGUUCCCCCAAAAUUGUUCCUAAGAAGCCACAGAGGCAUAGCCUGCCAGCUGCUGGACUSCUGAAAAAGGCAGCGUCAGCAGAGCUUGUUGAAAAAAGCUCUUACCCCUGCGGUGAAGAUAAGAAACCCAGCAGCGUUCUGGAAGGAGCUCACCGCGUGCACACGCCAGCCAAAGAGCAAGGCCUGCUCUCUUCCUGUGACAUACCCAAGCGGUCUGCUGAAAAACCCGUCUGGAAGUUACCUCAUCCUAUUCUUCCAUUUUCAGGAAACUCUGAAUCAUUAAAAACUGCUAAUGUYGCUACAAGCUUCAACCAUGCGACUGUUGUGACCAAGCCAAGAGCCAAAUCUCUCUCUUCUGUGGACAUGGAAAGGACAGACAAACCUUGCAAGGACCCUCAGAAGAAAAACAGUUUGAAGAAGUUCCUCAAUAUGAAACUGUCAGUUUGCUUAAUGAAAAGUGACUUCCAUAGAUUUCUGUCUAAAGGCAGCCACUCAAUGGACAGUGCUGUUCCUAGCCAUUCCCCGGGGGAAGGGCAUGGAAACGGCAGCAGUCGGAAUAUAGCAUCCAUAAGCAGUGAAAGGAAGGGUAAAUCUGCAAAGGCACAUUCCCUGGAAAUAAGUAGUCCAGCCUUACAGAAGAAGAGGCAGAGAAACAGAAGUCAACCUGAGAUGCGAACUCAUCAAAGGAUGGAGUCUUUAGAAGGGCAGGUGCUUUCCGGAGAGCCUUUGUGCCAGACGCAUUUCACUACUUUGACAAGUACUUGUGCUCCGGAGUACGAGAAUGUGCGGCACUAUGAGGAGAUCCCGGAAUAUGAGAACCUGCCUUUUGCUCUGGCUGCUGGUAAAAAUCUGUAUUUUGAAUGGCAAAGCUCCAGCAGUGUGGAAGACCAAAGCUCUGGCAUGUAUGGGAUGGAUGAGCAUUGUGAAGCUACAAGCAGGUGUCCGAGGCAUGGCAGGACAUCAGAAGAGCACCAUGAUCAUCCUGGUGUGGUGAUGGGAGAUCUUCAGUCAGAUGAAGAGGAUAUCAUGAAUAGUUCUGAUGAAGAUGAUGACACAAAUUCUGAUUCCAGCAAAGGGGAGCUGGAUCCUCAGGAAGAUAAACAGAAUAAGGCAGCUGGGAAGAAGACAAAAGUUUACCAUAUUGCCAAGGARAUCAUGAGCUCAGAGAAAGUGUUUGUGGACGUGCUAAAGCUCUUACACAUUGAUUUCCGGGACGCAGUGGCACAUGCCUCCAGGCAGCUUGGAAAGCCGGUGAUUGAGGACAGAAUCCUGAAUCAGAUCCUGUACUACCUACCUCAGCUGUAUGAGCUCAAUCGGGACCUCCUGAGGGAACUGGAAGAGCGGUUGUCUCACUGGCUUGACCAUCAAAGAAUUGCUGAUAUAUUUGUAAAGAAAGGUCCCUACUUAAAGAUGUACUCAACUUACAUCAAAGAAUUUGAUAAAAAUGUGGCACUGUUAGAUGAACAAUGUAAGAAGAAUGCAGGUUUUGCUUCAGUGGUGAAAGACUUUGAGAUGAGCCCUCGCUGUGCUAGUCUCGCGCUCAAGCACUAUUUGCUCAAGCCCGUUCAGAGGAUUCCCCAGUACAGGCUCCUUUUGACAGAUUACUUAAAGAAUCUUUUAGAAGAAUCUGCAGACUAUAGGGAUACUCAAGAUGCUCUGGCUGUUGUCAUAGAAGUUGCAAACCAUGCCAAUGAUAUCAUGAAACAGGGGGACAACUUUCAGAAGCUCAUGCAGAUUCAGUACAGUUUAAAUGGACACCAUGAGAUUGUGCAGCCAGGACGGGUCUUUCUGAAAGAAGGAACGUUGAUGAAGCUGUCCCGGAAGGUCAUGCAGCCACGUAUGUUUUUUCUGUUUAAUGAUGCCCUGUUGUAUACUACUCCAGUUCAGUCAGGGAUGUAUAAACUCAACAACAUGCUCUCACUGGCUGGCAUGAAGGUUAAAAAACCAACUCAGGAAGCCUAUCAGAACGAACUGAACAUAGAAAGUGUAGAGAGAUCUUUCAUUCUUUCAGCAAGUUCUGCUACGGAAAGAGACGAGUGGUUAGAAGCCAUCUCCAGGUCAAUUGAAGAAUACACAAAAAAGAGAAUCACAUUUAAUCCUAGUAGAAGUCUUGAAGAGGCGGAUCCAGAGAAACGGGAGGAAAAUAGUCCAUUAGGAUCAAAGGCUCCUAUCUGGAUUCCUGAUACUAGAGCCACUAUGUGUAUGAUCUGUACUAGUGAAUUCACCUUGACGUGGAGGAGACAUCACUGCAGGGCGUGCGGAAAGAUUGUCUGUCAAGCUUGUUCAUCAAACAAACAUGGCUUAGACUAUAUGAAAAACCAGCCAGCAAGAGUAUGUGAUCAUUGCUUCAGAGAAUUACAGAAACAAGAUAACCAGUAUACUCCCAAGAGUGGCUCUCCAGUCAACCAUAAAUCUCCAUCCAGUGCCUUGUCUACAGUGUUGCACAGUAUCCCAUCAGGAAGAAAGCAGAAAAAAAUUCCUGCAGCUCUCAAAGAAGUUUCAGCAAACACRGAAGACUCUACAAUGAGCGGCUACUUGCACAGAUCUAAGGGCAGCAAGAAACCUUGGAAGCACCUCUGGUUUGUUAUAAAAAAUAAGGUGCUCUACACAUACGCUGCGAGUGAGGACGUGGCAGCAUUAGAGAGCCAGCCUUUACUGGGAUUCACAGUCAGUGAAGUGAAAGAUGAAAACUCAGAGUCUAGAGUAUUCCAAUUACUGCACAAAAACACUUUAUUUUACAUAUUCAAGGCAGAUGAUCCUCAUUCGGCUCAAAAGUGGAUAGAAGCUUUCCAAGAAGGCACCAUAUUAUAAUGGARUCAGCUGCGUGUCUGCAAAUCUAAAUCAAAAUGUCUGAAGAUGAUGGAAAACACACAGAGUGCAGCACCAUUGUUCAAAGAAAUGGAAUCCUGCCAUAUCAGCCUACACAAAAUUGUAUAUUUGUCAGAAUUAGGAAUUGUUGCUUUUUUUUAGUGCAAGGUAAUAUUUUUUAAAGAAUUGUGUGUAUUUCUGUGUUGAUACAAAAUGUGUUAUUUAUUAAAUUCCAAUGUUUACUUUAAUGGUCAUAAUUAUUUGUAAGGUCUGCAUUGAAGCCCCAAAUGCCCAUGUCUUCAGAAUGGAAAGUAGUUGGUCAAAAUAUUCUUGGAUUUUUUUAUUUUAGGAAAAAAGGACAAACUUUAUUGCAAUUAUAUAUUACUUCAUAUUUCUUAGUUUCUUGAAUUGCUGAUACUUGCUUUGCAGUUUAGCAAGAACAGAUCAGAUCAGGAAUUUUCAAGGAGAUUUUUCGACCUUUGUUGGUUGGGUAAAUUCCUUUGUGGGAAGCUGUAGUGCUGCUGCUCUUCUUCAAUGGCAGCUCAAGCCCUGUACAGCAUCCUAGUACAACAAGUGUGUGUCACAGAAGGUCUUGUAAAAUACAGUCCAAUUUUUUAAGAAGAGGAAAGGGAAAAUUAUUUUAAAACAGACUUUGCAAUUACUGAACUAAUGCACUAGAGUUUUACAAUAUUACAGGAACCAAAGAGACUAAAUUUAUUAUCUUUUAAAAAAAGAUCAGGAUAUA